This is a messenger RNA of Stegodyphus dumicola, 813 nucleotides long. It is a transcript of the gene ytr, whose product is annotated as U4/U6.U5 small nuclear ribonucleoprotein 27 kDa protein yantar. Gene Ontology annotation, biological process: RNA splicing. Lineage: Eukaryota; Metazoa; Arthropoda; Arachnida; Araneae; Eresidae. Gene Ontology annotation, cellular component: precatalytic spliceosome. The record is from RefSeq and is a predicted model, not a curated record.
AGUGCAAAACAAGUGUGUUUGUAUGAUUAAUACUGGAAUCCUCUGUUAACUUUUAAAAUUAUGCAGUGGUAAACGUUUUGUGUUUACAUAUUUAUUUGUUUAACGAUUUUUCAUAUAAUAUAAAGAGAGUGUGCUUUCUAUUGCUUUUUUUGUUACUGUAAUUUCCAUUGCAUUCGCUGCAGCAGGUGUUUCAUAGUAUUCGAUGGCCAGAAGUCGAUCCAGGUCACCUGCAAGAAGAGAAAGGCACAGAAGUAGAUCUCGAGAAAGAGAACGGGAACAUGAACGCAGAGCAAGAGGUCGAUAUCGUAGUAGGUCCAGAUCUCCAUCACCUCGACGUCGAAGAAGCAGAUCGCCUAUGCGCAGAAGGUCGAGAUCUCGUUCAUGGUCACCACCAAGGAGCCGAAGAAGUAGAUCGGGAUCAAGGGGACGUGAAAGCACUAAAGAUGCUCCCAAAAGAGCUGUUUCAAAAUUUCUGAUGGAAAGAACACCAAUAACAGAUAAAGAUCUUGAAGGAAAGACUGAAGAAGAAAAGGAAAUGAUCAAAUUAAUGGGUUUUGGAAAUUUUGACACAACUAAGGGCAAACACGUACCAGGAAAUGUAGCAUAUGGCGUCCAUGUUAUACAAAAAAGAAAAUACAGGCAGUACAUGAACAGGAAAGGUGGUUUCAACAGACCUUUGGAUUUUGUUGCUUAAUUUUUAUGUGAAUGCAAUUGGAAAAAAAUUGUAAAUUAUGCUUUUUGUGUAUUAAAAUUGUCAGUUGCUAUUAUUUUUUGUAAACCAUUUAGAAAUAUUUAAAUGUUCCAUUUUUUUUU